GGCAUAUUAUACUAUUGUUACUUUCUUGCCCUAGUUUAAAUGUGUUUUUCCUCAUCUGAUUCCAUGUCAUUGUGACAUCACAGUCUCGAUGAUUAUGUUACUCUUUGUCUGCUGUUUCACUCAUUUCUUAUCCCGGCUACAGCAGGCAGCAUCUUAAAAACCGAACAGCAGCCGGUGAGCUGUCAAGUUCGUCUCUGCCGCAAUGUUUAUUUACAUUAAACAUGGAGAUAAUAACCAGUUCCUAGUUAACACCAACUGUCCAACCGUUGUCCUCACUGAAUACAUAAAAACCAGGUUGGGACUUGCUGAGUCAGAGCUUAUAGACCUGUGUGAUGAACGAGGAGUGCUGAAAUUCCUCUUCCUGCCCCAGAAUUCACAGCAAUCUGCUCGUGGACUGCUAAAGGCUAAAGAGUCAUUCAGUGUUUGCAUUAUUAAGCGUACAUCUGAUGGGGCUUAUAACUCGGUCACAUCACUGUUAUCCGGUAUUGACCCUGCUGUAAAAGACACCCUGAAGACUCAGAUUGACAAUCUUGAGAAAACUCGUCUGAAGCAGCUUCAUAUUGUGGAGGCUCGUAUGGCUACAUCAGAGGAAAUCAAUGCUCAGGCUCUGUCCACUAAAACUACUAAAAAGCGCAAGAAAGUUACACAUGCCAGUGCCCCUGAUGAAGAAGUCCAGCGCCACAUGGGGGACAGGAAGAGCAGAAACUGAACAAAAGCCCUCACAUUCAGCAUUCAUACUCAUUCUUAAUGAUGAGUCCCAGUUUAAUUCAUUCAAAUUACAGACGUGUUCAUCAGAAAUGCUGUAUAAUUUUUUUAACUAUUUAUCUUUUUACUAGGUGAUUCAAAUUGCUACAUUGAUUUUAUAACAGAUAAAACUCUGACUAUAUUCUCCAGAAGAAUGGAAGACACAUAGGAAGGAAUUUAAUAAAGCAAUGUUUCAAUGCAAA
Carassius carassius (crucian carp) is the source of this 947-nucleotide messenger RNA. RefSeq lists its product as uncharacterized. The coding region runs from base 203 to 709 and encodes 168 amino acids. The transcript is spliced from 6 exons. NCBI's taxonomy places the organism in Eukaryota, Metazoa, Chordata, Actinopteri, Cypriniformes, Cyprinidae. The record is from RefSeq and is a predicted model, not a curated record.